GCCUCCUGCGAAGAACCCGGAAGAAGAAGUAGAAGAGUUACGCUGAGGGAGGCCGCCGGAAAUUGAAGGGGUUGUUGUUCGUCGACUCUGUGUGGUGGCUGGCGGCGGGCUCGGGGGCUUCAUCGUGGGUGGUUCGCCAUGGUGUGCGAGAAGUGUGAGAAGAAACUUGGCACUGUAAUUACGCCUGACACAUGGAAAGAUGGUGCAAGGAACACUACAGAAAGUGGUGGGAGAAAACUAAAUGAAAACAAGGCCUUGACAUCAAAGAAGGCAAGGUUUGAUCCUUAUGGCAAAAACAAAUUUGCAAUCUGCCGAAUUUGUAAAAGUUCUGUUCAUCAGCCAGGCUCUCACUACUGCCAGGGAUGUGCAUAUAAAAAAGGCAUCUGCGCAAUGUGCGGGAAGAAAGUUUUGGAUACGAAAAACUACAAGCAAACAUCUGUUUAAUUAUAUACUGUGAACUUUGUAUUAAUCAGUUUUGAAUUGAAAAACAUCUAAAGGUAUUUUUAGUUGGUAUUUUUAGAUAAAGAGGAAAAGCUCCUUCAGAGUGUACAUAGACUGACAGAGUGUACUUAGAUUAAAGUUCACCCUGACUUUAAAACUGGGUAUAAAAUGUAAUUUUCUAAUUGAUUCUUAUUCUAAAUUAGUAUAAGAGAGCUUUGGUCUAUCCUGGUAAUUUGAUCCGGUCAAAAUCACAAUUUGGAUUUUUGAUGUAUUGAUAUCAAGAGUGAUCUGUCUCUGGCGCUUAAUGUUAGCGUUAAUGUUAUCUGCUUGAAGCUUCAAAAUGGUAAAAUAAUCUGAGGGAAACUAAAAUCAGCACACGGUUUUUUAACCUUUUUCUUCACCUUCUGUCUACUCUGCUGUGUCAUGAAUGAGAGGACUUGUGAGACGCUGAAUCCGUUUGCAGUAGAAAAGCUGCUGGAGAAAUGUAACAGACGUUACAUUAUGUAAUAUAUAGAGUGCAUCUGUAUAUAAUAGAGAUAAAUCAAUGCCUAACUUGUGAUCCACCAAGCCAAACACAGCCUUCCAGAAGCUCAGCAAGUUCCUAGUUUUGCUGCCUGCAUAGAACUGCAGAAACAGGUGUUUUUUUUCAAAUAUCUGGAGGCAGGGGUGUAGCUAUAAUUGAGCGGAUGGGAUCAAAGAACCUGGGCCCCCCUGCUCCUAAGGGCCCCCCUGCUCCACCCCUCCCUAUUUUCUUCAUUAUCUCCCUCACUCAGAGGGGUCACUGGGGAGAGGGGUGAACACAUGCCCCAUCUCCCCUAGCUACGCCCCUCUCUGGAGGUAAUAAAACAUAAUAGUGGGUUUCCUUCCACUUGUUGGGCCCCAUGUUCCAAAGGUCUGGUGUAUAAUUGUAACUCUAUUACUUUUAGGGUGCAAUCCUAUUCACACUUACUUAGAAGUAAGCUCAGUUGAACAUAGUGGGACUUGCUUCCAAGCAAACAUAUUGGGCUGAAAUUUCCAAGUAAGCAUUUGUUGCACAGAAAUGUAUACUUGACUUAAUAAAUCUAACAUAAAUUAAGCCUCAUAGUGUAACAUUGGUAUUGAGGCAUUACUUGUACAUAAACUGUAUAUAAAGUUUGUUGCAUUAAAACAAACGAAGCUGCCUGUAUAACUUUGGAUUUAGUGCAUGUUUUAAUGUGUGCCAUUCUAUCUUUUUCAAGGUUGACUUAUUUCAUAUGUAUUAAAAAGAUCAUAUAUUCCUUUUA
Molecule: messenger RNA, 1703 nt
Organism: Hemicordylus capensis (graceful crag lizard)
Lineage: Eukaryota; Metazoa; Chordata; Lepidosauria; Squamata; Cordylidae
Gene: CRIPT
Product: CXXC repeat containing interactor of PDZ3 domain
Exons: 5
Coding region: 139-444 (101 amino acids)
Biological process (GO): cytoplasmic microtubule organization
Cellular component (GO): dendrite
Molecular function (GO): PDZ domain binding; microtubule binding
Source: RefSeq, a predicted model, not a curated record